Messenger RNA from Diabrotica virgifera virgifera (western corn rootworm), 389 nucleotides. RefSeq names its product cuticle protein 8-like. Gene Ontology annotation, cellular component: extracellular matrix. NCBI's taxonomy places the organism in Eukaryota, Metazoa, Arthropoda, Insecta, Coleoptera, Chrysomelidae. The annotation marks the transcript as partial. The record is from RefSeq and is a predicted model, not a curated record. The transcript has a single exon.
UAGACUCAUCCCAAAUACGAAUUCAACUAUGGAGUCAAAGACGAACACACCGGUGACCACAAAUCCCAACAAGAAAUCCGUGAUGGAGAUGUAGUAAAAGGUUCUUACACCGUAGCUGAAGCCGAUGGUACCCUUCGUACCGUUCACUACACUGCUGAUGACCACAACGGUUUUAACGCAGUUGUCGAAAGAUCCGGACACCCUGUCCAUCCAGCUCCAGCUCACGGAAAAGUACUCUUAGCUGCCCCCGCUGCUUAUGGUGCCCCAUCAUACCAUCAUUAAGACAUUUCGAGAUAGUUGUUGAUUAGUGUUAUCGUAUUUAUUGAUUGAAUGAAAUGAAUUACUAUGUAAUUAAUUUUCUAUGUAUAAAUAAAUGUUCAUAAAACAAA